AGAGUGGCAGCGGGAGACGGGGGAGACGGCUCAGAGAGGGGAGAGAGUGCGAGCGAGCGCCACGGAGAGAGGGAGUGGGAAGGCGCGCAUCCAUUGUGAGCGGUGCCGCGCCGCGCGCGCCACCUCACGCACGGCGCACGCCACCUCCGUCUCGCGGUCCGAUCGCUCGCUCUCGACGUCUCUGUCUCGCUCUUAACGGUAUCGCCACGUCGCCUCUUCGUACCGUCCGUCUACUCCACACCCCCCCGCCUCUCCAUGCCGUUCAGACUCACCCCACAUCGCGCUGUGAGACCCGUGUUCUCCGCGAGACAUUCAUUUCACGCUCCCGUCUCACCCGCUUGACAAUCCAUUCGCAGCAUUCACAGCGCGCGUCCGUGCGGACUGUAUUUCAUUCAAAUCCAUGCUUUUAUUUUUGGUAACAAUUGCACAAAUUAUCGCUUAUAUUAUUCAUUAAUUCAUUUAGCCUCCGCUGCCCCCCCCCCACCCCACUCUUCAUCCGACGACGCCAGGGCAGCACUUUUGCUGCCCACGUGAGCCGGCCGGAGCCAUGGGUACCGUCCUGUCCCUGUCCCCGUCCUCGCGCAAAGUCCGCUCCGUGGCGGACGAUGGCCCCGCGUCGCUAGCGCGCUACACGGCGGUGCAGAACAGCAAGAACGCCAAGGAGAAGGGCCUCAAGCGCCACUCGAUGCUCAUCUCUGCGCUCACGUGGAAGCGCCUCGUGGCCGCCUCCACGCGCAAGAAGAGCGCGAAGAAGACGAGUCCUGCCCUGGCGCAGGGGAACGGCGGCGGCGUCCUCCGCAAGUCGCUCUCGUGCGCCAACCUCAGCGCCUACUGCCAGCCUCCCGCACCGGUGUUACCGGGGGGCGGGAAGGCGGCCCCACCUCCCUCGUACCAGCAGCAGCAACAGCAGCAGCAACAGCUGCAGGUGUCGUCCAAGAAGCCGGGGUCCGGCAGCUCGCUGCUGCGGAGCCCGCCGCGCCGAGUCGUCGUCCAGGCCUCCACCUCGGAGCUGCUCAAGUGCCUGGGCGAGUUCCUGUGCCGUCGCUGCUCUCGCCUGCGCCACCUGUCCCCGUCGGAGCCGGGCCUGUGGCUGCGCGCCGUCGACCGGUCCCUGCUGCUGCAGGGCUGGCAGGACCAGGCGUUCGUGACGCCCGUCAACGUGGUCUUCGUCUACCUGCUGUGCCGCGAGGCGGUGAGCGCGCACACGGGCAGCGAGCACGAGCUGCGAGCCGCGCUGCUCACGUGCCUCUACCUGUCCUACUCCUACAUGGGCAACGAGAUCUCGUACCCGCUGAAGCCGUUCCUCGUGGAGAGCAGCCGGGACGCCUUCUGGGAGCGAUGCCUGCGCAUCAUCGACCUCAUGAGCACGCACAUGCUGCGCAUCAACGCCGAUCCGCACUACUUCACGCAGGUGUUCGCCGAGCUCAAGGAGGAGGGAGCUCGCGACUUGCAGCCUCGGUGGACGUUCACGCUCGACCGGUAGCCGCGCUAGCUGUGUCCUACCGUGUGUGAGGAUUUGAAGAAGAAGAAGAAAAAUACGGCAAUGAUGGAUACAAGAGGUUCAUACUUGAUUCGGUGGGGUGGGGGGGGGGAGGGUUGAUGCGCGUACGGGAGUAGAUUCUCGCUUAAGUGGUGAUGCGAGUCAAGGAGAGUGAGUGGAUUUAGGAGGUCGCGUCCCGAUAGGAGAUGGGGUUGAAGGAGCUAAGAGUCGACGUGCUGUAUAUGUCACUCACUCGCACAGCCCCACGCUCACAGUCCCGUAGAUAUUGUAUAUAUGCAUACACAUCCAUACACAGGUAUACCAUAUUCAUUAACACACCGUUACAAACACGUCCACACACACUGUUGCAAACAAACACACCUACAGCCACAUACAUUGUUCAACACACACACGUUUUACCAUACAUACACCCCGCCACACACUCCCCCCCCUCUGCACACUCAUAUUGUUACAUACGUACAGUCCUUUACGUACACACGCACACCGUCUCUCAACAUACGUACACACUGCUUAAUACAGACCGUUACUCAUAAACACACAAACAGUAUUCAAAGCCCCAAAGACAUAUAUACUGUUCCACUCACACACACACAGCCCCAUACACACAAUAUACACGGUCACACACACGCGCGCACACAGCCCUAUACACACGCACACACAGGCGGACACAGCCCCACACACAAUACACACAGUCUCAGACGCGGACACACAGUCCCAUACAUACAAUGCACACGGUCACGCAUUAUACAAUGACACCCCCCCCCUCCACACUGUCCCGCCCACUCUGACCCCACCGCUGCCCCCUCGGUGAGGUCAUACAGAACAAUAACACAAUAACUGUCCAGCUGAUGUUCCCUCUGCGGAUCAAAUGCCCAUGCACCGAACCCCUCUCGAGCCCCGGAAUCUCACUCCGAGCGCGUUGGCUGCGCGAGUGCGAACGACUGAUAGAACUUGACGUCAGAAAGGCUUCGACUGCUGACUAGAGGUACUUUAUGUGUGGAGGGUCUGUGAGCGCCGACGAGUUAUGAUUUCGCGAGAUGCCUAACCCCAAAGGACGAACGCCGAGGGAAAUAAAGACGCGGAAUUGCGAGUUUGAGGAUCGUGAAACGGCAGCAAAGGAAACUCGGUCAAGUCACUUUGUAAAUUCACUUCCUAUCAUUCUCACUGGAGGGAAGUGGGGUCUGGGUGUAUGUCUGGAGGGGGGGUGGAGGACGUGGGGGAGGGGGAAAGAAAAUGUGCUCCCCCAAGCCCCUCCCCUCAAACUCCUCCACCCCCUCCCGCCGCCGUACCCCCCCCCCCCCAUCGACCUCAUUUCCAGCAACUCAACCAAUGCCCGAUGAUGGCCCACAUGUGGCCGUGAGCUUAUUAACGACUCUAUCGUCAUCUGUCAUGAUCAAACCACUGCCGGAUGACGGCCCUCUCCAAGCACUCCGUCGCCAUCUCUCACGGCCCUGCGAUGGAACAAUCCAUCUCGCAGGCGAGCCGAUCCCAUAGCUUCCUCUCCGCGCUCAAGAUACACUUGGGAGAGGGGGGAGGAACCUGAAAUAUGUACGAAUCUCGAUGUGAAGCGGCGAAUACUUCGGACGAAGGACUUGAUCCAAGGGCGACUUACUCGAUUGUAUGGAUGGACGACACGUCCCGUCGACAACUGCCUGCUCUGAUGAGAAGGCGCCUGUGCUGUUGUAUGGAAUUUGUUGUUGUUGGUGGUGCUUGUUGAGCUGUUUGCUGGAGGUCACCUUGGUGUCCGGGUGAUGAAUCGUUGAUGGACAAGACACUCUUUUAUUUGCACCCCGCCCCUCCUGUGUUAAUCCACUGCUGGACGAAGAUAUAUCUGCCCACGUUGUGUGCCAGUCACGGGGCCCUGUUUGACCAUGCUGGGUUGGUGAGUGUUCGUGAAAUGUGGGUUGGAGCUAGGCACCGGUUCAGAUAUCACUCGUCACUGACGAUGGUGAGCCGUGGCCUGGAAUCGAAAUCGAGGUUGAUCGAGUUCAUUGUGCAGUGAAGGGGCCACAAGCGCUGCGCCACCACUCAAACUGAGCUGCCAAGGUGUGUGGGUCAGCAGAGCGGCAACCGGUAGGGUGUACACUUAACGGUUCAAAGUUGAAGCAACACAACACGAUGCAGAAUAGAGAUAAUUGCACCGCAAAUAAAAUCGAUAGCUGUUUUGAGAACGUGAACACGUUUCAGCAGCUAUGCUCAAACCACGCCCGCUUUGUCGAUAAUAAUGAAUUCGAAUAUUACGUCCAACUUGUGUUAGGAAGGAAAGGGAUAAAAAAAAGCAAACAUAGUAAUUACAACAACAAAAAACAACAUUUGGAAAUGUUAAACAAAGGAACUCGCUUUGGCAGUGGGGGCUCAGAAUAACAAAUAAAAAGAACACUAUACUCUUUGGUUCUAUUCAGUAAACUCACGUAAGGUAAAAAACAAAUUAAAAAUAAUUUUGGCUGUUACUGGUCCCACCUGAUGAAGGAAGCUUGCGUUGCCUCCGAAACGUCGUGUUUUUAAUUGUUUCUUUUCUUUUUAAUUUGUUUUUUACCUACGUGACUUUACCGAAUAGAACCAAAGAGUAUGAAUUCUUGCAGUCACGAAAGCUUCAAAUCUAGAAAAAGAACACUCACUACGUUCACCAUUCAAUACACUCAAGGCUACACAUUCUACUCUGAAGAAUGGCCAUUGCUCCCAACGUUAUCCUGUUAAAU
Petromyzon marinus (sea lamprey) is the source of this 4200-nucleotide messenger RNA. Its product is annotated as cyclin-dependent kinase 5 activator 1-like. Lineage: Eukaryota; Metazoa; Chordata; Hyperoartia; Petromyzontiformes; Petromyzontidae. Gene Ontology annotation, molecular function: cyclin-dependent protein serine/threonine kinase activator activity; protein kinase binding. Gene Ontology annotation, biological process: brain development; axon guidance. Gene Ontology annotation, cellular component: cytoplasm; protein kinase 5 complex; growth cone. The record is from RefSeq and is a predicted model, not a curated record.